AUGAGUGUGAUCUUCGACCCCUCCCCGACGAACAGCAGUAACAGUAGCAAUAACAGGUACCCUCCAGAAAGGAAGUAUUCUGGUUCGAGCCGCACCGGCAGCACUGUCAAAAGGCCAUAUCCCCAGACGGAUUUUACCGAUCCUAACUUAGCCGUUCGAACCCUCAUGGUCUUUCGGUUCCCUCGUGAAGCCCAGGAAGCGGACUUGGCUUGCCGCUUCGGCCGCUUCGGUCCCCUCGAGCACGUCAAGGUUGUCUAUGACCCUGUCACUCACUUGCCACGCUGUUACGGGUUCGUCCGUUUUGUCCAUCGAGCACACGCGUUGGAAGCCUACCAGGCCUGUGAGGAGAGGACAAUUUCUAUGGACGACCCUUUCGGACGGACCUGGUUCUUCGAAGUAAAGUGGGCUCGGAACGCCCGAGCUGCUGGCGAGAUCCCGAGGGGUCCGCCGGAGCCACAAGAGAGCGGUUACAGCGACGGUUUUGCACAGAAAACAGAAAUCUUAUCACCUGACGGGAUCCCCUCGGACUCCUCAGUUUCCAUGGCUACAUCCCGCCCGAUGAUACACGACUCGAUCGCUCCGCCUCUCAUGCCUGACACAUCGGAGGACUUCAGCCCAGCUGGUUUCUCCCCUUCCAUUAUCGAACCUGCUCUUCUGGAACUCGCCAACUAUGAGGAAAGCUCAAGACCAACCAUGUCAUCAGAGGAAGCGCAGGAGCUCCUGAGGCAGCUCGAGAAUGCCCAACAGUCAGACAUGAGCAUCACCGCAGCUAGUGGAUGCGAGUCGGUGUCGCCUUUUGAGCUGCCCUAUGCGGUUCGGGAGCCUCCAGCUGGCAAUCACUUCUUGGACAUCGCAACCCAAGCUGAAGAGACUGCGACCUCUCAGGCGGCGGCCGCGGCGGCAGCUGCUGCAUUGGCCACCAAAACGGAAGAUAUUUCUCAGGAUGACUUAGCGCUUCUCAUGGAGACAGUUUUCAAGACGGUGCGUCGCAGCACACUGGAAAGGCUGCGCAAAGCCAGCGACGCGUCAACUAGUACGAGGUGUGGCAGCAGCCCGACAUCAAUGUUAGGCGAAACAAUUGAUCAUCCCAAUCGGGAUCCCCGAACCGGCUCGGAACAAGCAAUGGACGAACCUGCAGCUGCAUCCUGACCGAUUCCAUAAAGAUCAUUUCUACUACGAGAUAGGCAGGCCGAUCCUCCUAUCAUUUCGCUCAAUGUGUGAUCAAGCCAACAACUACUGCGGCUCCCUAUCGUAGGAGUGGACUUCAUUUCUUUCUGUAACCUAGAAGAUCAGUAGAGUUACUUCGCGUAUCUCAUUGUAAGUCUUCCGAACAGCGACUAUCGAGGCUUCUGAGCCUGUAAACUUGCUAUUAUCGCCUGCCUAACCGACAGAUCUAUUCUGACGAGCCAGAUAUGGCUGGCUUUCAAUUUUUUGUUAUAUGCAUGUGUUGGAGAGGAGUAUUGGUCGCUAUUAGGAAAGUUCUCUCUUGAUCUUGACACAUUAUUGAAUCGCGGAUUUCUAUAGUCCCAUAGGGGUUGUUUCUUCUAGUACUAGUAUAGUCAUCAUUAGUGGCGCGAUAUCUGAGAUAGGAGCCUGCUCAAAAAAGAUAUAUCUAUUACUCUUCCUAUUCAGCCGGUGUCGGGACAGAACAGUAGAUAUAGUCGGCAUCGCUGUUCGUCUCAAGCGUAUCAUGAUCACUAUUUCACGUCUUACGACUUGGUACUUUCAACGAUGAUUAGGGUAGCUUCGUCGAACGGCGUGCAUGCAACGAAGUAG
Molecule: messenger RNA, 1776 nt
Organism: Perkinsus marinus ATCC 50983
Lineage: Eukaryota; Perkinsozoa; Perkinsida; Perkinsidae
Exons: 8
Coding region: 1-1149 (382 amino acids)
Biological process (GO): mRNA splicing, via spliceosome
Cellular component (GO): precatalytic spliceosome
Molecular function (GO): snRNA binding; mRNA binding
Source: RefSeq, a predicted model, not a curated record